This is a messenger RNA of Arachis duranensis, 5884 nucleotides long. RefSeq names its product eukaryotic translation initiation factor 4G. The record is from RefSeq and is a predicted model, not a curated record. The coding region runs from base 370 to 5673 and encodes 1767 amino acids. Lineage: Eukaryota; Viridiplantae; Streptophyta; Magnoliopsida; Fabales; Fabaceae. Gene Ontology annotation, molecular function: protein binding; translation initiation factor activity; mRNA binding. Gene Ontology annotation, cellular component: eukaryotic translation initiation factor 4F complex. The transcript is spliced from 9 exons.
UGUCGUGUAUGGACUCCCCGAGUCCACAUUUCUAAUCUCAAUAACCACCUGACUCAUAAAAAUAAAAAACCCUAGUUUUUUCACACACCUAACACACUCUUCAGGUUCUCUCACUCUCCUAUUCCAACUAAUUCCUUUUUCUCUUCCACCGCAUUGUGUUUAUUGGGAAUUGGGCAUAUGGGUUGAUGUUGAUUAACUAGGUUUUGUUUCAUGUGGGAUUGUGUGCGAUGAUGAUGAUGUCGAUCUGCUUGCUUGGUUGCAGGGAAAAUUGAGGAAGGAAAAUCCCCCCUUUCUUUUUCUCUAUUUUCUUUUCUUUUCUUUUUUUUUUGGAAAACGCUAAUUUUUUGGAGGAAUUAAGGGUUGGGAUAUAUGUCCUUCAAUCAAUCAAAAUCCGACAAGAGUGACGCUGUGUACCGAAAAUCCGGGCGAUCUGCCGGCUUCAAUCAGCAGCGAGGCUCCUCCGGUGGUGCAUACGGUAGGGGCGGCGGUGCCGCACCUUCUCCGUCACUAUCCUCUAACCGCAGUUUUAACAAGAAGUCUAAUAAUGCACAAGGUGGGCAAUCUAGGGUAAACCCUUCUGCACUAACCGAGUCUAAUAGUACUUAUGCAACCCGGACUGCACCAAAUGGUAGCCAUGUACAGCCUCAAUUUCAUGGAGGAUCUGAUGCACCCGUUACCAAUACCACUGUCAAGUCAUCAGAAUCCUCAAAUGCUCAGAGGACAACCAGAGCUGUUCCAAAAGCUCCUACUUCUCAACCUCCCACCUUGAGUUCUGAUUCAGCUGCUUUGACAACCCCUGCUAAGGGAGAUGCAUCCAAGGCAUUUCCUGUCCAAUUUGGAUCUAUUAGUCCAGGUUUUAUGAAUGGAAUGGCGAUUCCUGCUCGCACAAGCUCAGCUCCACCCAAUUUAGAUGAGCAGAAGCGUGAUCAGGCCCGCUAUGAUUCUUUUAAACCUGCUCCAGCACCAGCACCAGCACCAGCACCAACACCAGCACCUCCUGUUCCAAAGCAGCACCCUGUGAAGAAGGAUACAGGUAUUACUGAUCAAUCUCAUGCUGGGACUAGGGCGAAGAAAGAUAUGCAGGUGUCAGCAUUGCCUCCUGGAAGCCAGAUGCAAAAGCCUUCUGUUGUUCCUUUAAGUGGAAUUUCAAUGCCAAUGACGUAUCAUCAGCCCCAGGCAUCUGUACAGUUUGGUGGUCCGAAUCCGCAGAUUCAAUCUCAGGGUAUGCCAACAGCAUCUCAUCAGAUGCCUUUACCUAUGCCUUUGCCAGUUGGAAAUGCUCCACAAGUGCAGCAGCAGGUCUUUGUUCCAGGCCUUCAACCUCAUCAGAUGCAUCAAGGACUCAUUCAUCAGAGCCAAAACAUGAGUUUUACUCCUCAAAUGGUCCCUCAAUUGCCCCAUCAGUUAGGUAGCAUGGGCAUUAGCAUUGGCCCACAAUAUUCCCCACAGCAAGGAGGAAAAUUUGCUCCUCGUAAAACUACUCCUGUCAAGAUAACUCAUCCUGAGACCCAUGAGGAACUUAGGCUUGAUAAAAGGGCAGACACGUAUUCAGAUGGUGGGUCAUCCAGUGCUAAAUCUUACUCUAGUGUGUCUUCUCAAUCUCAACCUGCAAUGCCAGUUUCUCAUCCUAUUAAUUACUAUCCAUCCCAUGCUCCCUUCUAUCAACCCUCUAGUAGUAGUCAGAUAACACCAAAUUCUCAGCCACUGAGAUUUAAUUAUGCAGUGAGCCAGGGUCCCCAAAAUGUUAGUUUCAUGAAUUCAUCUUCUCAUAGUUCACUACCUGUUAAUAAAGUUGUCAAUCAUAUCCCUGGCAUUGUUGAAUCAUCAAAUCCAAAAUUUUCCCGGGAUGUGCAUAAUGCUAUCUCACAAUCUUCAACAGGAGCAACUUCUGUGUCUGUUAAACUUAGUAGUGGGUCUGGUGUUGUAGACUCAUCAGUUGCCAAUUCCAAUAUUUCUGCUGCCCAAAAGAGUGACCCUGCCAGAGCUUCAGUAGUGUCUGGUAAUGCUAGCUCCUCUUUGCCACAAAAAGGUUCUGAAACCUCCUCUGAGGCUUCGUUGGAACAGUCUAAGUUAUCCGGUGAUUCUUCAGUUUUGAGCUCAUUGCCAAAACAAUCUGCUGCAUAUACCAAGGUUACAGCUGCUCCCAUGAAGCCUUCAUCUGCUGUGAAUGAGGAGGCUGUUUUAGUUGUGUCUAAUAAUGAAGAAAAGGGGAAGGAAUCUCUGAGUAGGUCAAAUUCUUUGAAAGAUAAUAAGAAGGUUGUACAGUCUCCUACUGUUUCAUAUGUGUCUUCCCAAGCUGUUGAGAGAUCUACUGGGGAUUCUGAAACUGUUGUAACUAAAACAAACCAUUCUGCAGCUGUUAUCAGUGAAGAUAUCACAACAACGACUGAAGAUACAUUACCAACUCCCCCUUUGAGUAUGCCUCAUGCUGAAGCAAAAAGAAAUGGUGCUGUAGAACCUUCUACUCAUGUUUCAGCUGAAGGACCUGUUGCUCAAGCUGCGGAUAGUUUGAAAAAGAAUGAUGAGCUAGAUGAAUUUUCACAACUGGAUAAACUUCCAAAGAAUAAAGAUUCAGAAAUGGGUGAAAAUACUGAAAUAUCAUCUAUUCAAGGAUGUAAACGGGAGCUGGAUGAAACUACAAGCUGUAUUCCAGAAUGUGUAAACAAAAACCCUACUGCAUUGGGUUCUUCUACAGAUGCUUGUUUGAGUAGAGAUGAUAUUGCAGUUAGUAGUGAAGCUGUUGUAAGUUCUCCGACAUUAGACCAGAAUUCAUCUGAUAUUCCAGAAACAACAUCAGAACAUUUCGAUGAUGGUAUAGAGAAUGCUGGCAGUGUAGUUUUUCUUCCAGCACCAGAUACUAAUGAUAGAUCAAUUUUAGAUCAAAAUAAGGUAAAAACUACAUCUAAGGCGAAAAAGAAAAGAAAAGAGAUUCUUCAGAAAGCAGAUGCUGCUGGGUCAACCUCUGAUCUUUAUAAUGCAUACAAGGGACCUGAAGAGAAGAAAGAUGCUGUUGUUAGCUCAGAAGAAGUGGCAAGAGUUUCUACUUCUGGAAGUUUGGAGCAGUUGUCUACUAAUGCUGCUCAGCCAGAUGCUAUAGCAGGUGAGCAAUGUAGGGAGAAUAAGGCUGAACUUGAUGAUUGGGAGGAUGCUGCUGACACGUCUUCACCAAAACUUGAAGUUUCAGAUCAAACUGAACAGGUUAUUGAUGGAUGUGUAGUCAUUGUGAAGAGGUACUCUCGAGAUUUCCUUUUGAAGUUUGCAGAGCAGUGCACCGAUCUUCCUGAAGGAUUUGAAAUCACAGCAGAUAUUGCGGAGGCUUUGAUCAGUGCCAACAUUAGUAGUUCACGUGAUCCGCAUCCUUCUCCUGGAAGGAAUAUAGAUAGGACUGGUGGGAUGUCUAGGAUAGAUCGGCGUGGAGGUGCUAUUACUGAGGAAGACAAGUGGAGUAAAGUUUCCAAUUCUUUUCAUUCUGGUAUGCGUUUGGAUAGUAUUGGAGGUAAUGCAGGAUUUCGUCCAGUUCAAGGAGGCAAUUUUGGUGUAUUAAGGAAUCCUCGCUCGCCUCUGCCAUAUGCUGGAGCUGGAGGGAUUCUUUCUGGGCCAAUGCAAUCCAUGGGAAAUCUGGGAGGAAUGCCAAGAAACAGCUGUGACAGUGAAAGGUGGCAGCGUGCUUCAAGCUUCCAGCAAAGGGUUUUGGUUCCUUCUCCUCCUCAAAGUCCUUUGCAGAUGAUGCACAAAGCUGAAAAGAAGUAUGAAAUCGGUAAAGUGACAGAUGUGGAAGAGGCCAAACAGAGGCAAUUGAAAGCUAUAUUAAAUAAAUUGACUCCUCAGAAUUUUGAGAAGCUUUUUGAGCAGGUAAAAGCAGUUAACAUUGACAAUGCAGUAACUCUCACUGGUGUCAUCUCACAAAUAUUUGAGAAGGCUUUGAUGGAACCUACCUUCUGUGAAAUGUAUGCCAAUUUCUGUUCACAUUUGGCUGCUGAGUUGCCUGAUUUUAGUGAAGACAAUGAGAAGAUAACUUUUAAGAGAUUAUUACUGAACAAGUGUCAGGAAGAAUUUGAGAGGGGUGAAAGAGAGCAGGAAGAAGCAAACAAGGCGGAUGAAGGUGAGGUCAAGCAAUCUAAUGAACAAAGGGAAGAGAAAAGGACAAAGGCAAGAAGACGCAUGCUGGGUAAUAUCAGAUUGAUAGGAGAACUGUAUAAGAAGAAAAUGUUAACAGAGAGGAUUAUGCAUGAGUGCAUCAAGAAGUUAUUAGGUCAGCAUCAGGAUCCGGAUGAAGAAGAUAUUGAGGCUUUGUGCAAGCUCAUGAGUACGAUUGGGGAGAUGAUUGACCAUCCCAAAGCCAAGGUUCAUAUAGAUGUAUAUUUUGAAAGGAUGAAAUCAUUAUCAAACAACAUGAAUUUAUCUUCGAGGGUGAGGUUCAUGUUGAAAGAUGCCAUCGAUUUAAGAAAGAACAAAUGGCAACAAAGGAGGAAAGUUGAAGGUCCAAAGAAGAUUGAGGAGGUGCACAGAGAUGCUACCCAAGAGAGGCAGGCCCAAACAGGUAGGUUGGGUCGUGGUCUGGGCAAUAAUCCAGCAAGAAAAAAUCCUGUAGAUUUUGGUCUGAGAGGGGCAUCUAUGUUACCUUCACCUGUUGCUCAGAUGGGUGGAUUACGUGGGCUGCCUUCUCAAAUUCGCGGAUAUGGUCCACAGGAUGCUCGAAUGGAAGACAGGCAUGAGGCUAGGAUUCUCUCAGUUCCAAUGAGUCAAAGAUUGGGUGAUGAUUCAAUAACCUUGGGACCCCAAGGAGGUCUUGCUAGAGGAAUGUCCUUAAGAGGUUCAACUGCAGUUUCAAGUUCAACCAGUUUUAAUGGUUAUACUAAUUUAGCAGAGGGCUCACCAUACAGUUCUAGGGAGGGCCUAGCAUCAAGAUAUAUUCCAGAUAGAUUUGCUGCGCGAACAGCUUCUGAUCAAUCAAGUGCCCAAGAGCGAAAUAUCAAUUACGGUAACAGGGACCCGAGAAAUGCAGAUGGGAAUUUCGACAUGCCUGUUGUAACUUCGCCUUCUCAACUUCAAGGGACAGCAGUCUCCCAGAUUCCUUCUUCAGAAAGGGUUUAUCCGGAGGAACGGUUGCUAGACAUGUCAAUGGCAGCAAUAAGAGAAUAUUAUAGUGCUAGGGAUGAGAAGGAAGUUGUUUUGUGUGUGAAAGAUUUGAACUCUCCAAGCUUCCAUCCUUCCAUGGUGUCUAUUUGGGUCACAGACUCUUUCGAGAGAAAGAACACAGAGAGAGAUCUUCUGGCUCAGCUACUAGUCAACCUUGUGAAGUCUCAGGAUGGUAUCUUGAGUCAAGCCCAGCUCAUCAAAGGGUUUGAAUCUGUUCUCAGUACUUUGGAAGAUUCAGUUAACGAUGCCCCCAAAGCACCAGAGUUUCUUGGCCGCAUUUUUGCCAAAGCUGUAACAGAGCAUGUAGUCUCUUUGAAAGAGAUUGGGCAGUUAAUACAUGAUGGCGGUGACGAACCUGGCAGUCUCUUAGAAGCAGGACUCGCAGCUGAUGUUCUUGGAAAUACCUUGGAGGUCAUAAAAAUGGAGAAAGGUGAUGAUGUUUUAAGUGAGAUCCGGACAAGCUCCAACUUGCGGUUGGAGACUUUCAGGCCACCUGAACCUUUGAAAUCAAGGAAGUUAGAGAGUUUUAUUUAGAGGAUAGAGAUGCUCAUAAUAUCCUUUUGAAAUAGAGGGAAAAAUUAUUUAUGCCUAGUGUUUAUAGGAUACUCAAAUUUGCUGAAAACGUUUUCUCCAUACCGGUUGGUGGGAAGAAUUUUGCAAAUGUGGUUUCUGUCAUUAUUUGUGACAUCACUGGAAUUAUAUAGCAGGUUCAUGGAAGCAGCAGAAAUUUUGGGCUGUUAUGUCA